Hansenula anomala is the source of this 1152-nucleotide messenger RNA. It is a transcript of the gene SCS7, whose product is annotated as fatty acid alpha-hydroxylase. Gene Ontology annotation, biological process: lipid biosynthetic process; fatty acid metabolic process. Gene Ontology annotation, cellular component: endoplasmic reticulum; membrane. Lineage: Eukaryota; Fungi; Ascomycota; Saccharomycetes; Phaffomycetales; Wickerhamomycetaceae. Gene Ontology annotation, molecular function: heme binding; iron ion binding; fatty acid 2-hydroxylase activity. Bases 1 to 1152 code for a protein of 383 amino acids. The record is from RefSeq and is a predicted model, not a curated record. The transcript has a single exon.
AUGUCACAAACAUUACCUCUAUUCUCCAAGACUCAACUCCAGUCUCAUAACAAAGAGAAUGACGUCUGGGUUUCAUUAUACCAUAGAAAAAUUUAUAAUGUUACAAGUUUUCUAGAUGAACAUCCAGGUGGUGGUGAUUUGAUCUUGGAAUAUGCCGGUAAAGAUGUUACUGAUAUUCUUUCUGAUGAAAUCAGUCAUACUCAUAGUGAAACCACUUAUGAAAUUUUGGAUGAGAAUUAUUUAGUUGGUUAUUUGGCUAAUGAAGAAGAAGAGAAGGAAUUGUUGAGUAAUCCAAAACAUCAAGUUGAUGUUAAAAUUGAUGGUGAAAACGUUGAUAAUUUACAUUCUGAACAUUAUGAUUCUACAAAAUUGGAUGGAUUACCAGAAUAUGAAAAAUUAAACAUUGUCACUGAUUAUUCUCAUGAUUAUAAGAACCAUAAAUUCUUGGAUCUUAAUAAACCUUUAUUACUACAAGUUUUGUUUGGUAAUUUCACUAAAGAAUUUUAUUUGGAUCAAGUUCAUAGACCAAGACAUUAUGGUAAAGGUUCAGCACCAUUGUUUGGUAAUUUCUUGGAACCUUUAUCAUUAACUCCAUGGUUUGUUGUUCCAAUGAUUUGGAUCCCUGUUGAUUUAUUUAUAUUUUAUGUUGGUUUCACAAAUAUGAAUAAAUUUCUUUCAGUUUUCUUAUUCAGUGCUGGUGUUUUCGUUUGGACUUUAAUCGAAUAUGCAAUGCAUAGAUUCUUGUUCCAUUUGGAUUAUUAUUUACCAGAUCAUUCAAUUGCCUUCACAAUUCAUUUCUUAUUACAUGGUGUUCAUCAUUAUUUACCAAUGGAUCGUUAUAGAUUAGUUAUGCCACCAACUUUAUUCGUGGCUCUAUGUUAUCCAUUCUACAAGUUAGUUUUCAGCAUUUUCCCAUUUUAUAUGGCUUGUUCAGCUUUUGCAGGUGGAUUUUUAGGUUAUAUCAUGUAUGAUUGUACUCAUUAUAUUUUACAUCAUGCUAAAUUACCUUCAUAUCUACAACAGUUGAAGAAAUAUCAUUUAGAGCAUCAUUAUAAGAAUUAUGAAUUGGGAUUUGGUGUCACAAGUUGGUUUUGGGAUAAGGUUUUCGGUACAUUUUUGGAAGUUGGUAAUAAUGCUCAAAAAUUGAGCUAG